Molecule: messenger RNA, 1938 nt
Organism: Bipolaris oryzae ATCC 44560
Lineage: Eukaryota; Fungi; Ascomycota; Dothideomycetes; Pleosporales; Pleosporaceae
Exons: 2
Coding region: 1-1938 (645 amino acids)
Biological process (GO): endonucleolytic cleavage in ITS1 to separate SSU-rRNA from 5.8S rRNA and LSU-rRNA from tricistronic rRNA transcript (SSU-rRNA, 5.8S rRNA, LSU-rRNA)
Cellular component (GO): 90S preribosome; nucleolus
Source: RefSeq, a predicted model, not a curated record
AUGGCGGCCACAAAGGACAAGACCACCGCUGGCCGUGCCAAGCGCGAGCUCAACAGCGCCAUUGAGCCGCCAGCUAAAAAAGUGAAGCUGCUCGACAACACCGACGACGAAGGCUCCGACAGCGACGACGGCCAGGCAUCGCUCAAGAUUAACGAAGACUAUGCGCGCCGAUUCGAGCACAACAAGAAGCGCGCCGAGCAGUUCAGACUUGAGGAAAAGUACGGCAAAGACAAGGCCUUCGCCAACGGCGACGAUGACGAGUCGGAAGACUCUGAGGAGGGUGUAGAAGAAGACGAUACAGCUGAUCUGCUCGACGAAGACCUCGAUGAACAAGUCAAUGCCACUCUCCAGGCUCUGCGCGCAAAAGACCCCCGCAUUUACAACAAGGAAGUCAAGUUCUACCGCGAUCCCGAAGAGGGCAACGAUGGCGCAGAAGACAAGGAAAAAGAAAAACCAAUGACACUCAGAGACUACCAUACUAAGAACCUCCUCGAGGGCAAACUCACGGUUGAUGAAGAGGAGGAUGCGCCACCAAAGACAUAUGCGCAAGAGCAGGAAGAGGCCCGCCAGGACCUCGUCAAGGCUCUAGAUGCUGCUGCUGAUGGUGAAGACGACGAUGACUUUAUUGUCGCCAAGGAGAAGCCCGAGAAGCCCAAGGACGACCGACCCAAGAUUACAGCAGAGGAUGUUGAGAAGGCCGACCAAGACCCAGAAACCUUCCUGUCUAACUUCAUGGCUUCCCGCGCCUGGGUGCCCACCAAGUCUGCCCGUUUCCAACCGCUCGAGUCAGAUGACGAAGAUGAGGACGCCGCUGCCGACGAAUGGGAGAACUCGUACAACCUAUACUUUGAGGACACUACCGGUGCGAACGAGAAGAUUAUGACAUAUGCUCGUGACGCUGUAGCAAGCACUACAGUGCGUCGAGACGAAAAGAGCGGCCGAAGAAAGGCUCGCGAGGCUGCGCGGGCUAAGCGCGAGGCUGAGAAGAGGGAGAAGGAGCAGGAGCUUGCACGAUUGCGCAAGCUCAAGGUUGAAGAGAUGGAGAAUAAGGUCAAGCAGAUUCGCAAGAUAGGAGGACUGAGCGGCAGAGAUUUCAAUAUCGAUGAGUGGAAAGACGUGCUAGAGGCAGACUGGUCAGAUGAGCAGUGGGAUGCCGAGAUGCAGAAGCGCUUUGGAGAUGCCUACUACGGAGAAGAAGAAGAUGGCAAGAAGAGCAAGAAGCCAAAGAAGCCCAAGUUUGACGACGACAUUGACAUCAAGGACCUGGUCCCUGACUUCAAGGAUGACGAGGAAGAAGAGCGACCGAACCUAUCCUCCGACGAUGAAAUGCCCGACGCUGGCGCCGAUGAAGAAGACGACGACGAAGAUGAUGACGAUGUAGAAGACCCAACAACCGGCACCUCCACCAAGAAAUCCUCCAAGAAACUCAAGCAAGAGCGUGCAGAAGCAAAAUCAACAGCGCGCCGCGACCGCCGCCUAAUCGAGAACCUCGUCAACCAAAACCUCGAAUACGAAGCCGCCCUCGCCGCCAAACCCUCCAAAGCAGCCUCCCGCUUUCGCUACCGCGAAACAUCACCUACAUCCUUUGGCCUCACCGCCCGCGACAUCCUCCUCGCCGACGAUAAAGCCCUCAACGAAUUUGCGGGCCUCAAGAAACUAGCCACCUUCCGUGACCCGGUCAAGAAAAAGAAGGACAAGAAGUUCUUGAGCAAGAAGGCGAGGAUUAGGCAGUGGCGCAAGGAUACGUUUGGUGAUGCUGAGGGACCGAAAGGUGGGUUUGAGACGCUUGUUGGUGAGGAGACUGCGGCGCCGAAUGGCGAUGGUGAGGUCAAGCAGGAGAAGAAGAAGAAGGAAGAGAGUGAGGGGAAUAUUGUGGAAGGGGAGAAGAAAAAGAAGAAGAGGAGUCGUAAGAGGAAGCUUGCUCCGGUUGAGCUUUAG